AUGAGCGACAAAAUCGUUACUUUCAGUGGCCAUCGAGCUUUAGCUCUUCCAGAGAUCGUAAGUGAAAUCCUCGUUUGGACCAAAGACACAUGGAAUGGCCCACGUUGGGUAUUGAAUUGCGCCUUGGUGAAUAAGACGUGGUUCCAUGAAGCCAUACGUAUAUUAUGGGGCUCCAUCGAAAUAUCAGGUGGGAUGCACCUCGACGAGGUCAUGAUAAAAGUCUCCCCGGACCGACGCCAGAUGUAUGCCGACCUUGUGAAGGCUGCAACUGUGAAAACAUACAGCCAGAAGACUGAAGCAGUGGUACAGCCAGCUCUGGAAAAUUUGGUCUUCCCAAAUUUACGCACUUUGUACCUUGCUCUAGUCUUUCGCGGCUGGAGCACCGAAGAGAGUAUCCGUGCCCCAGCUUUGAAUAUACCAAAUCUCCGGACACUUUAUAUCGAACGUUGGCAUGCGCCCAUCCAACUAUUUCCUCACCACUGGGACUAUCUUACUGGUCGGAUUCCGAAGCUUUUCCCAAGGUUGUUGAAUCUUCGAGUUGAGAUACCAACCAUUAUUUAUAUUGCGGGCUUUGAGGCUCUAUCUGAAAAGUUGCCAAACUUGGAAUCUAUCGAGUUUGAGAAAAUCAUGUCCCUGUCGGAGGUGGAUGAGGAUGAGGAUUUAUUUAGUGAUUAUUCGGAUGGGGAGGACACGGAGGAGGACACAGAGGAGGACACGGAUGAGGAUUCGGGUGAGGAUUCGGGUGAGGAUUCGGAUGAGGAGGAUUCGAAUCACGAGAAUAUGGAUACGGAGGAAGCGACCCCAGAGUCCACCUACAGUGGGCUUACCCACAGUGAGCACACAUACAGCACGGAUACCUCCAGCGAGUACACCUACAGCGAGUCUAUCUACAACGAGUACAUCCUUGGCGAUGAUGCGGAUGACGAAAACGGGGAUGACGAGGAUAUUACUAGCGAGUAUGCAUAUAGCGAGGAUAUGGGUGAGGAGUGA
Penicillium psychrosexuale is the source of this 990-nucleotide messenger RNA. Its product is annotated as CAZyme family GH16. NCBI's taxonomy places the organism in Eukaryota, Fungi, Ascomycota, Eurotiomycetes, Eurotiales, Aspergillaceae. The transcript is spliced from 2 exons. The coding region runs from base 1 to 990 and encodes 329 amino acids. The record is from RefSeq and is a predicted model, not a curated record.